AUGCUUUCUCCACCACCAAGAACGCCUGGUGCUGCAUCACCGGUGAUGAGAUCUCCCUCUCAUUCACCUGCACCCAUAGCCAGGCGGCCUGCCCCUCCUCGACCACGUGACUUCUCCUUUUUGCUUCGCCCCGAGAUCUACCAUCCCCUACCACCUCACAACAUACCCCCGGCUUUUCGUAACUCUCUGCACAAUCAACCGUCUACCGAGACCCCCAUUCCGGAGCUCGUAGCUCAAGGUCACUUCCGCGCCGCCGCCAUUGCGGCAGCACAGACUCUCUCGGGCAUCGGCGGCCCGAGCCCUGCUCAGGCCCAGCCUGAUCCAACCGAUCAUGAACGCAUCUUUGACCUCUUUUAUACCCGGCUGGCCUGCCUCACCCUUAUCGAUGCUACAUCUCUUGCUGCGCAAGAAGUCAAAGCCCUUGGUGACUUAUCUAGUACUUUUUACUAUCAGACUAUCUCUUCGCCAACAGAUAACCCGAGCGUCCUAGCGGAUGUUGAACAGGGACAGCCAAAACCACGUCCUCAUGCCCAGCAAACGCAAGUUCAUAUUGUUCCAUGGGACCUCCGUGUCCUUGCUGUCCGUUUGCAGGCCCUUGGGUUCGGUGACCCACGCCGUUCCAUCAUGAGCUACUAUGAACUGGCGCGCGAGGCAAGAGCACGGCUAGCCGAGGUUAGUGCGAGGCACGAUCACUCGGCCAUGGAGUUAUGGAAAGCUCGAUUAGCCGACCUAGGAUUACGAGUGGCUGGAGCGCUGGUUGAAAUGGAGGAUAUUACUGGCGCCAUUUGCCACCUAAGGUCACUGCCUCAGAAUAACGAUGGCACACGCGCUGUCAGGGAAGCAUUACUAUGGUUGCACCUUGGUGACGUGGAGAAUGCUAAGAGAUGUGUUGGCGAGCUUGUGGCGCCAGAAGAUGAACACGGGGUAGCCAUACGAGUACUUCAGGGCCUGUGUCAGAUGGCAGAUGGCGAAUAUGACGCUGCUUUGGAAACUUGGCGAGGGUUGAGUAUGUUGCUGCCUGGCGAUGAGAUGGUUGGUGUGAAUUUGGCAGCGUGCUUGCUAUAUGUUGGCAAAAUGGAGGAGGGCAAAGCUUUACUCGAAAACCUGGUUGACGCUGGCCGGACUUCACACACGCUAUUGUUCAACUUGACUACUAUGUACGAACUCAGUACCGACCGAGCAAAGGCCUUGAAGGUCAAAUUGUCAGAGAAGAUUGCGUCGCUGGAGCAUCGCGACACAAAAGAAAAGACAAAUGCAGACUUCAAGCUUUGA
Messenger RNA from Thermochaetoides thermophila DSM 1495, 1272 nucleotides. RefSeq lists its product as uncharacterized. Gene Ontology annotation, molecular function: protein binding. Lineage: Eukaryota; Fungi; Ascomycota; Sordariomycetes; Sordariales; Chaetomiaceae. The coding region runs from base 1 to 1272 and encodes 423 amino acids. Gene Ontology annotation, cellular component: Golgi apparatus; TRAPP complex. The transcript is spliced from 2 exons. The record is from RefSeq and is a predicted model, not a curated record.